Nerophis ophidion (straightnose pipefish) is the source of this 2363-nucleotide messenger RNA. It is a transcript of the gene arfip2b, whose product is annotated as ADP-ribosylation factor interacting protein 2b. The transcript has 9 exons. Gene Ontology annotation, molecular function: protein domain specific binding; phospholipid binding. Gene Ontology annotation, biological process: intracellular protein transport; regulation of Arp2/3 complex-mediated actin nucleation. The record is from RefSeq and is a predicted model, not a curated record. Gene Ontology annotation, cellular component: trans-Golgi network membrane. Bases 308 to 1399 code for a protein of 363 amino acids. Lineage: Eukaryota; Metazoa; Chordata; Actinopteri; Syngnathiformes; Syngnathidae.
GGAUAAACGCUCUUUGGGUGACGUCACUUCCGGCGUGGGCUAACGGGAGAUAAGCGCAUAUUUACGCAGCCCUCGGAAGAUAACCCGCCGACACUUCACUGUGAUAUGUGGUAAUAUAUAUACAUAUAUGUAUAUAUCCCACAACCGGGAGGGCGGCGUUGUUGACUUUGGCGUGUUUUUGUCCCGGCGACCCGCCAAAAGACACGUCAGCGUCUCUCCGUGCGAUGCUAGCAGCUGUUAGCUCGUUAGCUAGCGCCCGUUAGCCUGCUCGCUAGCUCCCGCGCCUUCUUCUGCGGCAGAGGGCGUCAUGGCGGAUGGCAUCAUGAGCAAGGCCGCCACCAUGGAGAUCCCCAUCAACAGCAACGGCAACACGGGGAGGCUGUCUGAGGACGACGGCCUGGAACAGGACCUGCAGCAGGUGAUGGUGUCGGGUCCAAACCUCAACGAGACCAGCAUCGUGUCCGGGGGCUACGGAGGCACAACAGAGGGAAUCAUCCCCACCGGCUCCAUCAAAGGCCCGGCUGUGUGCUACAACGCCCACUUUAACAAACGGAUCCUCGUCACAGGACUAGGUCCCAGCAUGCAUCACAGCAGCAGCAGCUCCUCCAUGACCGCGGAAGAUGCAGGCCGAGGCGUGGCGGUGGAGAAGCUGGAAACGGUGAAGAAGUGGGGUCUCAACACCUACAAGUGCACCAAGCAGAUGAUCUCGGAGCGUUUUGGCCGCGGGUCGCGGACGGUGGACCUGGAGCUGGAAGCCCAGAUCGAGCUGCUGAGAGACACCAAGCGCAAAUACGAGAACGUGCUGCGACUGUCCCGAGCGCUGACCAAUCACUUCUACAACAUGGUGCAGACGCAGCACGCCCUGGGAGACACCUUCGCCGACCUCAGCCAGAAGUCUCCUGAGCUGCGGGAUGAGUUUGGCUACAACGCGGAGACCCAGAAGCUCCUUUGCAAGAACGGUGAGACUCUCCUGGGCGCCAUCAACUUCUUUGUUUCCAGCAUUAACACGCUGGUCAACAAGACCAUGGAGGACACCCUCAUGACCAUCAAGAUGUACGAAAACGCCAGGUUGGAGUACGACGCCUACCGGUCGGACCUGGAGGAGCUGAGCCUGGGCCCCAGGGACGCGGCGGGUGUGGCCCGAAUAGAUGCGGCGCAGCAGCACUGCCAAGUCCAGAAGGACAAGUACGAACGACUCCGCUCGGACGUCACCAUCAAACUCAAGUUCCUGGAGGAGAACAAGGUGAAGGUGAUGCACAAGCAGCUCCUGCUCUUCCACAACGCCAUCUCCGCCUACUUUGCCGGCAACCAGCAGCAGCUGGAGCAGACGCUCAAGCAGUUCAGCAUCAAGCUGAAGCCCCCGGGGGCCGACAAGCCGUCCUGGCUGGAGGAGCAGUGAGACGGGAGCUGGAUGCUCCUCCUCCUCCUCCUCCUCCUCUUCCUCGCUCUGGUCACCCGCUGGCGGACGGAGACGCAAGCAAAGCCAGGGUCCAGUUUCUCUAACACUACGUUGCUGUUUGUCAUGUUUCCUGGACUCCUGCUGAUGCUACCACCUGGUGGCGCUCCAAUCAACUAGGCGCCGCAGAGGAAUGUCAAGACAUUUCAAGUCAAUGUACGUGAACAAUUCUUUUGUUGACUGAGCAGGAGACAUGACUAGCAAACCUUUGGCAAAGUGACUUGAAACCACUUUAUCUUAUGAUUUGAUAACGCUGUAAUAUUUAUAUUAGCUGAACACUAAUGAGUCAAUAUUUAGUUUGUCUGUCUCGGUAGAACCAUCACAGUCUAUUAUUAUCAUCCAGGUUCCCCCCACCCCCUUUUUAAAUCGAUUAAAAAAUCGGUGCAUUGUUUGUUGGGUGGGAGGCGAUUUCGGUUCAAACAGAUUUUCACAAUGUAUUGUUUGGUAUGAUAAUUAUAAUGAAACGUUUUCAAAAGCAGUUUCAAGGAGAUGGCCUAAAAAGACAUUUUUAAAAAUGUCAUUGAUCCUUGAAAAUUAUCAAUCGGGAUGAAUUAGAAUUGUUGUUUUUUUGUGCACCAGUAAUUGUGAAAUGCUGUUAAAAGAGCAGGAACUGAACUUAUCUCCACAACAUAUUUCUGUGUUUUCCACCACCAGGCUGCAUUCUUUUCUUCCAGCUUUGCCUCACAAACUAACUCACAGCGAUUCCAAUCUUCUAGAAAGUCAAGUACGUGUGAUGACCAGCGUGUUUUUUUUCUAUUCGGAGACAAAGGUGACGUCAAAGGUGCUUUUUGGCAGGCUGACAGAAGAGUUGAAGUGAAAGUGUGACCUCCUCCACACAGCAAUAAAUGUGACUGGUCUUCAUCUCUCAGACCUCCUUCAUCACAACAAUAAAUGUGACUGGUCUUCA